This is a messenger RNA of Malus domestica (apple), 1441 nucleotides long. NCBI's taxonomy places the organism in Eukaryota, Viridiplantae, Streptophyta, Magnoliopsida, Rosales, Rosaceae. The record is from RefSeq and is a predicted model, not a curated record.
UGAGAAAGAUUUGUGUUUUCGAGCUACUGAGCGCGACACGUGUGCAGUCUUUCAGAUCCGUAAGAGAAGAAGAGGUACGGAAUCUUAUUGAGUCCACUGGCUCAAUGUCUCACGAGGGGCUUGCCAUCAAUUUUAGGGACAGGUGCUGCAGCUUCACAAGUGGCGUAGUGUCGAAGGCAGCAUUUGGGAAAAAAUGCAAAGACCAAAAGGAGUUCCUUUCGCUACUAGACGAAAUACUCAAACUUGGUAGUGGAUUUGAUAUUCCUGAUUUGUUUCCUUCACUCAGUUUUCUUGUUUUCAUUACUGGGUCGAUCCCUGCUCUCAAAGACAUAAAAAGCAAGCUCAAUACGAUUCUCGAACGUAUCAUCAACGAUCAUAAAAUCAAAAGCAAUGACAAAGCAGUGGAGGAGGAGGAAAAUUUUGUUGACGUACUUCUAAAACUUAAAGAGUCCAACAAGGUGGAGUUCAAUUUCACAACCAAUCAUAUCAAAGAUAUGAUUAUGACAUGUUCUCUGCAGGAAGCGAGACUUCAGCUACUACCUUAGAAUGGGCAAUGUCAGAGUUGAUGAGAAACCCAAGAAUCAUGAAGAGGGCUCAAGCUGAAGUGAGACGGUCAGUCCUCCAAUUUGAAGGGAAAAAAAGAAAAGUUAUUGAAGAAAGAGAUGUUCAAAAAAUGGACUACUUGAAAUCGGUGGUGAAAGAAACUCUGAGGUUACACUCUCCAGCCCCUUUGCUCCCAAGAGAAGCAAGGGACACGGUUCAAAUUGGCGGGUUCGAAUUACCAGUUAAAUCAAAAGUAAUUAUUAAUCUAUGGGCAAUGGGAAGAGACCCAGAGAUAUGGGGGGCAGAUGCUGAGUGUUUUAAGCCGGAGAGGUUUCAAUGUUCUUCUGUUGACUUUAAGGGUUUUGACUUUGAGUUCACCCCGUUUGGGGCCGGCAGAAGAAUGUGUCCAGGCAUGUUAUUUGGUGUUACCAUGGUUGAACUUGCUCUUGCUGAAUUGCUCUACCGCUUCGAUUGGAAACUGGCGAAUGAGAUGAAUCCAGACGAACUUGACAUGACGGAGACCUUUGGAGUGACCUGUAAGAGAAAGAAUGCGUUGUACCUAAUUGCCACCCCACAUUUUACUUCAGUCAAUGAGUCAGAGUGACUCGGCGUUUUGUUGCCAUGAAUGGCCAACAAAACCAGCACCAUUCUGGUGUAUGGCUUUAGGUUUGAAUUUUUCCUUUACAGAAUAAAACAUGUUUUCAGUCCAUCAGUUCAUCCUUGCAGUUUGCAGUUUGCAGAUUGUUUAAAUCCAGGCUUCUUUUCAUUUAGUACUUGCGUAAUAUAAGGCAUGAUUAAUGUAAUGUUAAUUCAAUAUGUCAUCCCUAAGAUGUAAGCUUGUUAUUCAGAUAUGUAUAUAUGAUCAAUAAUACAUGUACUCGUGAGUGUUCUACUGCUA